CAGAACAAUACUCCGUCCAGCGCCAUCUACUACCCACCGGUUGAGGCUCGGAACGUUCGCGAAGAUGGUGCCAGGGUCUGCUUCAUACGAAAAACCUUGCAGGACACCUUGAUGGCCACUUGGACAAAGAUAUAUUCACAGGCGCUCCUCCUUUCCACGGCUGCUCUCCCCUUCCAAUUCUGGCACUUUCGCAGGAGCGCGUUCGCUGACAUGAUUAACAUUAGCGGUUUUUGGAAGUGCUCUCCUAGCCUGGGCCUCCUUCUCUUUUGGGCUGGCCCCCAGUCAUUAGGACCCUGUCGCACUCGAUGGCGCUACAGUAGUGGCCGGCGCCACACUGACAGGAGCACAGCACGCCAUCACCUGCCGAAAACGAGCCCCAAAAGUACUCCAAAUUGCUUAUCUGGAGUAACACCAGACAGAGUUAUGGACGAUGUAACUGAGUCAAAAGGUUAUUGCUGCAUGGUGCUGCAUGUUCAAAGAAAAGCCUCACCGCCGUCGAAGGACUGUAAGUGCAGCUUCAUUGGUCUAGCCAGUGGCAAUAUACUGUCUUGCCAUCACGAGAACAGCCGUUUUUACGAAACCAGCGUUAUUGGUUUGACUUGGAGCUUACAUGGUGGUGAGAUGGAAGAACACGAAGACAAUUUGGGAUCCAUCUCUUGGGGCCAGACCUCCGACACUUCCGCCUGAUCAGUCCAUCAUAUUUUUGGAUAUGGAUAUAUGAUCGGAAGUAGUCGAACGUUACGGGUACUAGGCGCUACCUUGACCUAUGUCAUGUGUAGCAGCAGU
Messenger RNA from Truncatella angustata, 786 nucleotides. RefSeq lists its product as uncharacterized. The transcript has a single exon. The coding region runs from base 112 to 687 and encodes 191 amino acids. NCBI's taxonomy places the organism in Eukaryota, Fungi, Ascomycota, Sordariomycetes, Amphisphaeriales, Sporocadaceae. The record is from RefSeq and is a predicted model, not a curated record.